This is a messenger RNA of Haliotis rubra (blacklip abalone), 2632 nucleotides long. RefSeq lists its product as uncharacterized. The transcript is spliced from 18 exons. The coding region runs from base 287 to 2161 and encodes 624 amino acids. The record is from RefSeq and is a predicted model, not a curated record. NCBI's taxonomy places the organism in Eukaryota, Metazoa, Mollusca, Gastropoda, Lepetellida, Haliotidae.
UACCCAGCAACCAACAAGACAAUACACGGGCUGACGGAUGAUCCGUAGCUCCAUCCCCCGUUACAAGACCCAGCUGGGUGUGGUCUCACGGUACUCGAACAGCCACGACUCAACCUUGUGAAAUCUGUCCGACUUUGAUCCCACUUCUAACAACAAUAGACCAUAAAAUACUCAACAUGCUAUAAGGCGACUGCAGUGACGCGCAUUAUCAUUCGGACUGGUCUUUGAGCAACAGGCUGCCUGUACGUCGUCCUGUUCCACGUGUUCCUGAAACCGACUCUCCAGCAUGAACACCGUACUGUGUCUGUUUGCCCUCGUCGCUUCCUGUUGUGGCAAUGCAUCACGCGACCUCGCAAAGCUCCAUACGGAGUUCUUUGCCUGGCAGAUGGCGGAUAGCCCAAUGAGCGCCACCUACCGGGAUAUACACAAGUACAACGAUAAGAUACAAUCCUACAAUAUAUCUAUGUUCGACAUACGAAAGGAUCAGAUGGUGUCCUUCCACAACCGACUGGAGGCCAUCCCGCAGACAGACCUGAGUAAGUCGGACCUGGUCAACUACAAGAUCCUGGACGACAUGCUGACCACCUACAUCCGGGGCUGGGAGUGGAGACAUUUUCAGAGCCUCAGUCCUGUCAAUUUUCUGGAAGGUCCACAGUCAUACAUAGAGUCCAUGGUCCAGUCUCUGCCCUUCUUCACUCUCGGAGACUUUGAGAAUUACAUUGUCAGACUCCAGAAGUUUCCUCAGCAGUAUGAAGAGUUCAAAGAGUUGAUGCUUGAGGCGGUUCGAUUGAACAGGACUUAUCACUUGCAUUCACUGAGUCGUGUUGAGGGUCAGUUCGACAAGUUACAGAUGGUGGCCAAUGAGUCACAGUUCUUCUGGCCAUUCACAGACACUCUGGAAAAUAACACAGACAUCUCACUGCAGAAGAAAAACGAUCUCCGAGACCGAGGAGUGGACGCAGUAUCUGGAUUACUACAGGCUCUCGCGGAUCUGUGGUUGUUUAUCGAAGAGGAGUAUAUGCCCAACACCCGCCCCGAUAUCGGCAUCAGCUCUCUGGAUGGAGGACGGGAGUUCUAUGAGGCUUGCAUCAGGUGGUAUCUCUCCGUCGACAUGACGGCACAAGAGGUCCACGACAUCGGCCUCCGGGAGGUGGACAGGAUCGUCGGCAACAUGCAGAAGAUCAUGACGAAGCAAGAGUUCGGUGGGAGUGUCCGCGAGUACUUUCAGACCAUCAUGAAUAACACAGAUUUCUUCUUCGACACUGCGGAGGACAUCUUAGCAGAAUUUCGUCAUCAGAUAUUUGAUGUCAUAGAACCUACACUUGAAGACUUCUUCGUCAACCUGCCCGGUCUUCCUCUAGAGGUGCGGGAGAUGCCCAACGACGGCCCUGGUGGCUCCUACUCCACCGGAUCUGCCGACGGCUCCAGACCAGGGAUAUUCUGGGCAAAUGUGUUGCGGCCCCAUGAAUCCCCCACCCUGACCAUGAUGGCGCUGUCCAUCCACGAGGCCAACCCCGGACAUCACCUGCAGCUUAGCUACGCCAUUACAUCCGACACCCCCGACUUCCGGCAAAAGAUGCUGUCGUCUGCUCUGUUCAAUGUUCCUUUUGGCUUCCCUAGAUACACAUCAUUUGUCGAGGGCUGGGCGCUGUACACUGAGUACCUGGGCGAAGAGAUGAAGCUGUACAGAGAUGAUUAUGAACUCAUGGGGCGCUACAGUUCGGAGAUCUUCCGGGCAUGUCGACUGGUGGUGGACACAGGCAUCCAUGCUUUCAACUGGACACGCGAAGAGGCCAUUGACUACAUGCUCAACUACACGGCGGAGUCCUAUGACAACACUGCAGUGGAGAUUGACCGCUACAUCACGUGGCCUGGUCAAGCUCUGGCCUACAAGAUCGGGGAGAUCAAGAUCCUGGAGCUGCGACGGAAGGCAGAGGAGACGCUAGGCUCCAAGUUUGACAUACGUGAGUUUCACUCUGUCGUGCUCGAGAGCGGAACUGUGCCCCUGAACGUGCUGGAGGACCUGGUCACUGAUUGGCUGGACACGUACCCCGUGACUACCCCCAGACCGGUCACCCCAACAUGUGGAGCUGCCAACAAUGUACCUAUGUACAUAUCAAGUCUUGUGUCACUCUACCUUUCUGUCUACAUGUACAUUUAGACAGGGUUAAGUUUCGAUAUAAAAUCAGUAAUUGUCCAUCUUGCACAUUAAUACUCUUGUACACUUUUUAAAAUAAUGUUAAGUAUUUGUGUGGCUGAUGAAUAUAUAAACUUCAACUUAGGAAAUGUUAAGUUCACAAUCGUACUGUUUUAGCUGCGUUUUGGGUGCUAACAUAGCCAAUUUUUUAAAAAUAGUGUUCUGUGGGUGUGGCCUCUUUUUCAGAUGUUGUCCAAAUAUAUCCUGAAGGCACAUGUGUCUUUCACCAUGAUCGUGUGUUUGUUUGUGUCGAAUGGGGAUGAAAACAGGAAGCAAAUGCUCAAAGAUGAAGGAUUGUGUUAAGUAAAUGUAACCAUUGUGUUCUGUGAAACUGUUGUACAUCAUAACACGCUGCACGUGAACUAUAACUCAUUGUUUCAGAUGUGUGAAUAGAUGAAUAAUUAAACUGUUUGCGAUAUAGCCGGGAGUGCUACA